Prorocentrum cordatum is the source of this 2196-nucleotide messenger RNA. NCBI's taxonomy places the organism in Eukaryota, Dinophyceae, Prorocentrales, Prorocentraceae. The record is from the annotation of a GenBank genome assembly.
AAGCGCCUGCCAUGGCGCCCGAGCGGCCCAUCCUCACGCGCGCGCUGGCGGCCGCGGUGGUGGCCCUGUGCCGCAGGGGCGCCGGCUUCGCGGGCUCGCCCACGCCCGCCUGCCAGCGCGGCGAGCGCGUGGCCGCGCGCGUGAGCGCGGAGUACCUGGAGCGCUGCGGGCCGAAGGACGCGAAUGUGGCGUUCGACGCCUCGGCCGCCAUUGGUCCGGGCCCCACCGUCACCUACAAGAAGCGCCCCUUCGGCAUCCUGCGCUACCAGCCGGGCAACGGCAUGAAGGGCGCGAUGGCCAUGGAGGUGAUGCCAGUGUCCCGGCACCCUGGGGACCCUCAGGGCCAGGCGUUCUCCGCCGGCGUGUCGGGCGGCAUGGUGGUGAAGUCUAUCGUCGGCGCGGAGAUGUUGACGGAGGACUUCGGCAAGAUCAUGGACCGGCCCGACGACGAGGUGGCCGACCCGCGCUUCUCGAAGUUCACCGCGCUCGCCCUGGAGAAGUUGGGGAGGAAGGUGGUCUACGCGACCGUGCCGGGCUACGUGCACGCGGGCGCCGAGAUGAAGGCGGACGGCCAGGAGCACGAGCUCCGGGAGCACGCCUACGUCGACUGGCCCGCCGCUGCUCCUGGCCGGCACCGCGGCUACCGCUGCCGCGACCAGCGACGCCAGCACUUCCACGACGACUGCCACGACCGCGGCUACGACGGCUACGUCCCAUCCCACGACCAGGCCCUCCCCCACUUCCACGCAAACUACCACACACUCCACUGCGGCUACGACCAGGGCCACGACCGCUGCCACGACCAUGACAACGACCAGCGGCGCCUGCACUGCCACGUCGACUACCACGUCCGCGGCUACGACGCUUACGACCCCUCCCGCGACCAUGAGCACUCCCACUGCCACGCCAACUACCACGACCUCGACCACAACCACGACCUGGGCCACGACCACCACCGCGACCAUGACCACGACCAGCGACGCCUGCACUACCACGCCGGCUACCACGACCGCGGCUACGACGCUCAUGAUCCAUCCCACGACCAUGUCUACUCCCACUGCCACGCUAACUACCACGACCUCCACUACGACCACGACCAGGGCCACGGCCGCGAGCAUUCCUACGGCGACGAGGGACGCGUCGACGCUCCCGACGCCAGCUCCGAGGGCGACACCGGCGACAUCUUCGGAAGAGACUUUGACGCCAGUUCCGAGGGCGACCCUGGAGCCAGCUCGAGGGGCGACACCAGCGCCUACGCCGGAAUGAACGCCAGCGCCGACACCAGCAACAGCGCCAGCAUCGACGCCAGCGCCAACGCCCGCGCCUACGCCGACACCAACGCCAGAGCCUACGCCACCGUCGACGACACCACCGACGACAACGCCAACGCCCGCGCCUACGCCGGCAUGAACGCCAGCGGCAGCGCCAGCAUCGACGCCAGCGCCAGCGCUCGCGCCUACGCUGGCACCAACGCCAGAGCCUACGCCACCGUCGAGAACAGCACCGACGACUGCACCAACGCCGGCGCCUACGCGGGCAUGAAUGCCAGCGCCUACACCAGCACCAGCGCCAGCAUCGACGCCAGCGCCAACGCCCGCGCCUACGUCGGCACAAACGCCAGAGCCUACGCCACCGUCGACGACAGCACCGACGACAGCACCAACGCCCGCGCCUACGCUGGCAUGAAUGCCAGCGCCUACACCAGCACCAGCGCCAGCAUCGACGCCAGCGCCAACGCCCGCGCCUAUGCCGGCACAAACGCCAGAGCCUACGCCACCAUCGACGACAGCACCGACGACAGCACCAACGCCCGCGCCUACGCUGGCAUGAAUGCCAGCGCCUACACCAGCACCAGCGCCAGCAUCGACGCCAGCGCCAACGCCCGCGCCUAUGCCGGCACAAACGCCAGAGCCCACGCCACCGUCGACGACAGCACCGACGGCAGCACCAACGCCGGCGCCUACGCCGGCAUGAACGCCAGCGCCUACGCCACCACCAGCGCCAGCAUCGACGCCAGCACCAACGCCCGCGCCUACGCCGGCACCAACGCCAGAGCCUACGCCACCAUCGACGACAGCACCGACGACAGCACCAACGCCGGCGCCUCGGUCGGCAUGAACGCCAGUGCCUACACCAGCACCAGCGCCAGCAUCGACGCCAGCGCCAACGCCCGCGCCUACGACAGCACCAACGCCA